Molecule: messenger RNA, 3060 nt
Organism: Copidosoma floridanum
Lineage: Eukaryota; Metazoa; Arthropoda; Insecta; Hymenoptera; Encyrtidae
Product: transportin-3-like
Biological process (GO): protein import into nucleus
Cellular component (GO): cytoplasm
Molecular function (GO): small GTPase binding
Source: RefSeq, a predicted model, not a curated record
CUUGCGAGUACAACUGUAUAAUAGGAUUGUAUUUAUUUGCAUUUUUUAAUUUGUAAGUUUGUUUGUUUCGUUGCAAAAUAAGUAUUGACGAAAGCUGUGAUAAAUACAGAAUGGAUUCGAUGCCACCUUUGGAAAUGGUUUAUCAGGCCAUCCAUACCCUGUACAAUGAUCCUAAUACUAAAGAAAAAGAGGAGGCUGAUGUAUGGCUCAGGGAAUUGCAAAAAUCCGUAUGGUCAUGGAAAAUUUCAGACGAAAUGCUUCAGCAACAAAAGGAUAUGCAGUCAUGUUAUUUUGCGUCUCAAACCAUCAAAUCAAAAAUUCGAAAUUGUUUUCAAGAACUUCCUGCAGAAUCUCAUGUUUCUCUUAGAGACUCGCUAUUGAACCAUAUAUCACAAAUCAAUAAAAAUACAGAUGUAGUUAUUGUUACACAGCUGUCUACUGCAUUGGCCGAUUUGAUACUGCAAAUGGUAACUUGGGAACACCCAAUAAGAGAUCUAUUUGAAAAGUUUGGUAAUGAUCCUGAACACCAAUGGACUCUGUUAGAAAUUCUUAAAGUCUUACCUGAAGAGAUGAACCCUAGAUAUCUUAGGCUAGGAGAAAAUAGAAGGGAAGAAAUUACCAAACAUUUCGAAUUCUAUGGUGAUUUGGUCUUGCAAUAUUUGAUUAAAUGUUCAGAAAAAGAUCAAAAUCUUCUUACUUACAGUAAGAUCCUAAAGUGUUGUACAUCCUGGAUUAAAAUUAAAACAAUAUCAAUAACUGCUCCACUGUUUCCUCAAUUUACAGCAUUAGUUUUUGAAAUUUUGCAAAAUAAUGUGACAGGGUCAGAUUUACAUAAAGAUGCUGCUGAUUUCGUGAUUAAGACACUGCAAAUACUAGCAAUUAAUAGUUCAUUAAUGAUAGAUAUCAACACAGGGGAUCCGAUUGUACCUUUACAAAAGUUGCAGCUUGAUCUUUUUACCAGGAUUGUAAAUUUAGAACAAUCUUAUCACAUGUCUGUUGCUCAUGAAGAUAUAAACAAGUCAAUGAACUACUGUCAGAUUUUCAUUGCCUUAUCAGAUGCGAUUUUAAAAACAAUUGUAAAUGGAAGUUUAAAUGGAAAACAACAUUUUGUUCUUAAAGCUCUAGAUUUCGUUCUAAUGUGUGUUGGCCAUUACGAUUAUGAAGUAGCACUUAAUACAUUUGAAGUUUGGUACAAUCUUUCAGAAAUUAUGUAUCAAACAGAAAAUGAUGAACUUUUCAUUGUUUUCAAGCCACACAUAGAUAAACUUAUUAGCGCUCUUUGCAAACAUUGUCAAAUGGAGUCAGAUCAUUUGGGUGUACUUGAAGAAAAUGAAGAAUUUGUAGAAUUUAGAAGCGCUGUUGAGGACUUGAUAAAAGACGUGAUCUUUAUUGUUGGUAGUAGUCACUGUUUUAGGCAAAUGUUUAAUGUCUUAAUGGAUGGAUCCCAAGGUGAGCCAGCUUGGGAAGUAACAGAAGCUGCGCUGUUUGUAAUGAAAGCAGUAGCAAAGAACAUACUACCUGAAGAAAAUGAUGUUGUACCAAAGGUCGUGGAAGCUAUUUUAAAUUUAUCUGACAAGACACACAUAGCAGUCAAACACACUAGCAUUCUUUUAUUAGGUGAACUUUGCGAAUGGGUUCAAGUUCAUCCCCAAACUCUAGAGGCCAUACUAAAUUUUUUACUCAACUGCUUGACUCAAAAAGGAUUAGCAGGAGCGGCAUCAAAUGCUUUACAGAGUAUUUGUACAAUGUGUUCAAAUCAUAUGGUGUCACAUUUUCCCGGAUUAUUACUAAUAGCUAAAUCUAUAAAUACUUUUGAAAUUAGUAAUCGUGCAGCUACUAGUAUCCUUCAAGGUGUCUUAAACAUUUUGAGCAGACUGCCUAAUUCCGUUGUUGCUCAAUAUGUGAAAGAACUUUGUUGGUGUCACUCGAAGCCAUUGAACGAGUUGAUAGAAUGUAGGAUGGUUGUUGAGAAAGAUACAAAAACAGAUCCAGUUAUAUGGCUCGAUAGGUUGGCUGUAAUUUUUAGGAAUGCAAAUCCAAUACUUGAAGAAAAUGUGCAUCCUUGUACAGAAGCUGCUGGAGAGAUGUGGCCAGUCUUGUCAAACACUCUUGCUUUUUACCAGCAUGAUAUUCGAAUUAUGGAAAGGUGUUGUCGGUGCAUAAGAUUUAUGAUUCGAUGUCUUGGACAACAUUCUGCAUUUCUUCUGGAUACCCUAGUGAAACAGAUUAUUGAGUUGUACACAAUACACCAUCAUAGCUGCUAUUUGUAUUUAGGUUCUAUACUAGUUGAUGAAUUCGGUUUGGAUGUCAACUACGUUUCUGGCUUACUGGGAAUGUUGGAAGCAUUUAUCGGUCCGGCAUUUACAUUACUCCAACAAACAGAUGGUCUUGUCAAUCAUCCUGACACAGUUGAUGAUUUAUUCCGACUUUGUACCAGAUUUCUUCAAACUUCGCCUGUCCCUUUUUUACGUGCUCCCAUGAUAAAUGAUAUAUUAGAUUGUGCGUUGUUAGCUUGCAGUAUACAUCAUAAAGAAGCUAAUGCUUCAGUUAUGAAAUUCUUUUUUGACCUCAUUCGUUGUGUUACUUGUUGCGAAAAUGGAUCAGACCUUACAGUAAGGCGGCAAUUGAUUGAAAAUAUUUUACGUGAAAAAGGACCGGCUCUAGUUACAACACUGAUUAAUUCUGCCGUUUUUCAUUUACCAUAUUAUACUUUAUCAGACAUUUCUAAUAUCAUUCUUGAAUUAAGGUUAAUUAGUGAAGAGUUUCAAUCUUGGGUACAUCAAGCCAUAAAUCAAAUGCCUACUAAAAACGCUGGUGGAAGUGAGACAUAUAAACCAGAACAGCUAAUGGAGUUUUACACUACCAUCACAACGGCAGAGAGUUCAAACGCAGUCAAACGUUCACUUCUAAAUUUUAUACGUUUGUAUAAUUAAGCAUGGAAAAAAUAAGAUUUUUCUUAUUUUAAGUAUGUUUGACGUGGAGUAAAACGGUCACGUGAGUCAUAAUCACUUUUUGUGAAUAAGAAGAGUAUUAAAAUAACGAGAAGAAAAUGUUUUUUAA